CUAAAACUUUUUCCUAACAAAGAUCUCCUCAUUUCAACUGAUGAGGUCUAUCUCAUGGUUUGUAAAAUAUUUUCAAAUGACAUUCCUAAGUUUAUAAAAUGUGCAAAAUUUACUUUUCGUUGGAGCAAAGUGAAACUCCACAGUGCCUUUAAGAAUUAUGUUGUUUCUACUUAUUCUAAUUUAUCCUGCAAGAAUUUUUUGUUAUUUCCCAAGUGAAAAUGUAGAACAUCUAACCGACAAUUUUUUUGCAAAUCUUCAAGAACAUCCUAACAUAAAAGGCAAUACACUAGAAGAAUCUGAAGCAUUUAUUAAUAAACAAGUAGAAAAUUAUGUCGCACUAAUUGAGCAGACCCAUGGCACAAUUGAGCAUAGGUUACAUAGACGAAGUUUACCUAUUGAUCAUACAAUUACGCUUAUAAAAGAUAAUGCAGGAAUUUACGUAUUAGACGGAGUUAUCCCCGAAUAUGGCAUAAAAGUUCAACUACCCAAAGAUAUACAUUUAUUCAGCUAUGAAACUGAAGCCGGCGAAGCAUGGUAUGGGGCAGCUUUAGAGACUGUAAAUGGAACAGUAGGAAAUGAUUUAGUAAUCUUUAAGUAUGAGAAUCGCCAAUUUAGUCUUAUAAACAAAAUACCAGUCCGAAAUGGGGUAAGAUUGGCUACAAUUUCUAUUGAUGGGGGAGUAUGUAUAAUUGUGGCAGAAAAUAAUGCUAUUGGUGUCAAGAUGCACAACAAGACGCAAGUGAUCAAAUUUAUUCCUAGCACAGGCCAAUUGACCCAUAUACAGUUUUUGGAUGCCGAGUAUGCAAGCGAUGUGGCUUUGUGGUAA
This is a messenger RNA of Photinus pyralis (common eastern firefly), 826 nucleotides long. RefSeq lists its product as uncharacterized. The transcript has 5 exons. The record is from RefSeq and is a predicted model, not a curated record. Bases 158 to 826 code for a protein of 222 amino acids. NCBI's taxonomy places the organism in Eukaryota, Metazoa, Arthropoda, Insecta, Coleoptera, Lampyridae.